Messenger RNA from Cavenderia fasciculata, 1104 nucleotides. RefSeq lists its product as uncharacterized. The transcript has a single exon. Gene Ontology annotation, cellular component: mitochondrion. Bases 1 to 1104 code for a protein of 367 amino acids. The record is from RefSeq and is a predicted model, not a curated record. Gene Ontology annotation, molecular function: DNA binding; endonuclease activity. Gene Ontology annotation, biological process: DNA restriction-modification system. NCBI's taxonomy places the organism in Eukaryota, Evosea, Eumycetozoa, Acytosteliales, Cavenderiaceae.
AUGAAUAAAUUUUUAAAAUUACCUGUUCACGUCUUGUUUCUUUUUUUUUCAAAAGUCCUUGACCAAUGUUUUAUAAUCAUGAUUGGUGCAAAGAACAUACAAACAACUCUAUUCUCAAGUUGGAGCAAGUCAUGUCAAUACUAUUAUUAUUCAACAAAGAAUCGACCAACAACAACAACAUUCGACAAACAACCUCUGUCAUCCAUUCAACUAAAAAAACAAGUUGGUAUUGUACAUGAGUCUAUCUAUUUCUUAAAGAAGAAAAAAGAAGAAGAGAUAUAUUCACCAUCCUCAGCUGCCACCACCAUAGUUAAAUCAAAGAAACCAGCAAACAAUAAGAAAAUUAGUACAACAAAAGAGACAAUAACAAUCGAACCAAAAUGGAAAACAAAGAAAUGGUUUGCAUUAGAUGAAGAUGACACAGAAUUUACCAACAACCAACAGCAACUACAACAACAAGGUGACCAAUAUAUAGAAGAAUAUGAAAAUGAUCAAGAAGGAGAGGAAGAAGAAGAAGUAACAAGCCAAAUUCUCGAGGAACCAGUAAAAGGAGAAGAGAUGAUAUCAAAUGUAUGGAUAGGAACAGAAUUUGAAAAGUUGGUUAUAGAACAAUUAUCACAAUUUGGAUUCAAGUUGAAUAGGGUAGGAGGAGCAGGAGACAAAGGAAUCGAUUUAAAUGGUGUUUGGGAGUUUGGUGAAACAACUUUCAACGUAAUUGUACAGUGUAAAAAAUUAAAGAAAAAGGUUGGUCCAUCAGUGCUUCGAGAAAUGGAGUCUACACUCUCAAGAUUCAUAGAAAAGUCUGGUACUACUGGAAACAAGUCGAUUGGAUUAAUAGCAAGUUACUCUCAAUUUACAGAUAAUGUUCAAAUGGAGAUUGAUUCAUUUCAACCACCAAUCAUUAUUUGUCAAAUCUAUGAACAAGGUUUAUUAUCAUUUAUGAUGAAUAGAUCUGCUCGUCAUCUAUUGCCAAAACUAACAAUUGCCAAAAGAUAUAAUACCUCAUUACCAGUAAAUAAUAAUAAUAAUAAUAAUAAUGUAAACAACAAAAAAUUAACAACCUAUCCUUCAUUUCACAUUGAAUUAAUGAUUAAUAAAAGUUAA